CUCUUCUGCUUCUGGAUCGGGCGAAGCAUGUUCCUCCGACAAUAUAUGUUUUUAAGUGUAUGACAAUGUGUCCGCGCUAUUGGGUUUGGUUUCUUUUCUAGCUAGUGUUCUUCAGAUCGACAAUGUUUACUUACUCUCUCUCAUCGAAUCAUGCUAAAGAUCUGAUCUUUCUUCAGAUCCUUGAUUAAGUAGAGAGAGAGAGAGAGAAUCUGUUUUCAGAAAAAGAUCCAAUCUUGAUGGUCGUCGCAAUUCUCUAAGUGAAGUCCAGAGAGAGAGAGGAGAGAAAAUGUCUUCUCCGGCGCAUAUACGACCCUCCGGAAGCGGCGGCGGAGUACUCCCGACGUCAACAGUAUCCAACGGCGGAGGAGGAGGAAGAAGUGGUCGCGGUGCGUUACCACGCGGCAGACAGAUGCAGAAGACAUUCAACAACAUCAAAAUCACCAUCCUCUGCGGGUUCGUCACCAUCCUCGUCCUACGCGGCACAAUCGGCGUCGGAAACCUCGGUAGCUCAAACGCCGACGCGGUCAACCAAAACAUCAUCGAAGAAACCAACCGGAUCCUAGCCGAGAUCCGGUCCGACUCGGAUCCAACCGACUUGGAUUCUCCUCAAGAGACUGAGAUGAGUCCCAACGAGACUUACUCUCUAGGCCCCAAGGUCACGGACUGGGAUGGGCAACGAAAGGUGUGGUUGGAACAGAACCCUGAGUUUCCGAGCACUGUUAACGGCAAAGCUAGGAUCUUGCUGUUAACGGGGUCUCCUCCUAAGCCCUGUGAUAACCCCAUUGGUGAUCAUUAUCUGUUGAAGUCGGUGAAGAACAAGAUUGAUUACUGUAGGCUCCACGGGAUUGAGAUUGUUUACAACAUGGCUCAUUUGGAUAAGGAGCUCGCUGGGUAUUGGGCUAAGUUGCCUAUGAUUAGGAGGUUGAUGCUGUCUCAUCCUGAGGUUGAGUGGAUCUGGUGGAUGGAUAGUGAUGCUUUGUUUACCGACAUUCUGUUUCAGAUCCCUUUGGUUCGGUACGAGAGCCAUAACUUGGUGAUUCAUGGGUAUCCGGAUUUGUUGUUUGAUCAGAAGUCUUGGAUUGCGUUGAACACUGGUAGCUUUUUGCUUAGGAACUGUCAGUGGUCUUUGGAUUUGUUGGAUGCUUGGGCGCCUAUGGGACCUAAAGGGGUGAUCCGCGACGAGGCUGGGAAGGUGUUGACGGGUUAUCUGAAAGGUAGACCGGCUUUCGAGGCGGAUGAUCAGUCAGCAUUGAUCUAUCUCCUGCUUUCUCAGAAGGAUAUGUGGAUGGAGAAAGUGUUUGUGGAGAAUCAGUACUAUCUACAUGGGUUUUGGGAAGGUUUGGUAGAUAGGUAUGAGGAGAUGGUGGAGAAGUAUCACCCGGGGUUGGGUGAUGAGAGAUGGCCGUUUGUGACGCAUUUUGUGGGGUGUAAACCGUGUGGUAGCUACGCUGAUUAUGCGGUCGAGAGGUGUUUGAAGAGCAUGGAGAGGGCUUUUAAUUUUGCGGAUAAUCAAGUGCUGAAGCUGUAUGGUUUUGGACAUAGGGGGUUGUUGAGCCCCAAGAUUAAGAGGAUCAGGAAUGAGACAGUGACUCCUUUGGAGUUUGUAGGCAAGUUUGAUAUUCGCAGAACAGUCCAAGUGGAAACCAAAUUACAUAACUAGAGGAUAGUCUCAGCUCUCAUGAGAUCAUGGACACUUAUAGGAGUUAGGAACCAUAAGAAUUGCCAAAAGUAUACCCAUCCAUUUCAUCCAGCUCAAACUUGUCUUCAUUGCAUCCAAUUCUCUAGACCUGCAUCCGAGUUGUUCUUCCCCCUCUUCAUAGAGUAAGAGAGACGACAGGUGAAAGCCGGGCCAGAUCCUAAAAUGAGAGUAUUCGUGUCUCGAUUAAAGACUUGCAUAGAGUUGGUGUGGAGUGUGGACAGUGGAGAUAGAUGAAAUCAUCAUGUGAUGUGUUGAGAGAACAAAGAUAGACAGUAAUU
Brassica napus (rape) is the source of this 1977-nucleotide messenger RNA. RefSeq names its product probable xyloglucan 6-xylosyltransferase 5. Gene Ontology annotation, cellular component: trans-Golgi network; membrane; endosome. Gene Ontology annotation, molecular function: hexosyltransferase activity. The transcript is spliced from 2 exons. Gene Ontology annotation, biological process: xyloglucan biosynthetic process. The record is from RefSeq and is a predicted model, not a curated record. Bases 287 to 1660 code for a protein of 457 amino acids. NCBI's taxonomy places the organism in Eukaryota, Viridiplantae, Streptophyta, Magnoliopsida, Brassicales, Brassicaceae.